GUCUGGUCAGUCUCGUGAGCGUUGGAUGAGAGCAGAGCGGAGAAGCAAGCUAGCUUGCUAGCUAACUGUCAGAGCGGACCGACUCGUUACCGACCGUCUGUCCGGUGAAACAUGAACUAUUUACCGUCUUAUUUACCGUAUUCAGCUCGAUGAGGUUACAGCCGCAGGGUUAGGGUGAGUUUUAAAACAAGAUGGACGUAAACAGAGAGGAGGGCGAGCUGGAGGACGGAGAAAUCUGCGAUGAUGAGACCGAGGAGAGUGUUCCUCUCCGGCGGGGGGAUGGUAACGUGAGGCCGGGACCAGGAGCUCGUGCUCGGACACGAAAACCUCACCAACGGCCUCACAACGUGGAGCAGCACGUGGCUCCGGACCUCCGGCUCCUGAUGUCUUAUAACCGAGGACCUCACGGUCCGUUCCCUCCGAACCACCGGCAGCAGUGUGGGCCGAGCGGGCCCGACCGGCCUCCUGGUUCCUCCACCACGACGCCUCCUCUGGGUCUCGGUCCUCACGGAGACCAGAGUCCGAGGACCAGUUUCUGGGAGCGGAGCCACGGAGCUCUGGGCCGGUUCAGGCCGAACGGUGGACGGGGGUGCUGGAACCGUGGCAGAGGUGGUAACAACCGAGGAAACAUCAGAGGAAACAUCAGAGGAGGUGGUAACAACUUCGGUCCCUCCGGUCGUUACGGGCCCGGAGAGAAUAAAGACUCUCCCUCGAGGAAACAGAAGCAGGCGGGGAGGAACCAGAGCAGGAAAGCUGCUCACAGUGUCUCUAAACCAGAGACCAGUGUUGACGAGUCCUUCGAGGACCUGCUGUCCAAGUACAAGCAGAUCCAGCUGGAGCUGGAAUGUAUCCGCAAAGAAGAGACCAUGGCCCUGGAGCCCAUGGGGUCCCCCAGAGCCCAGACCCUCGACAACACUGCCAGUAUUACACAGAGCCGACCGGCUCCCGGACCAGCUCCUGGAUCUGCUCCUGGACCAUCUCCUGGAUCUGCUCCUGGACCAUCUCCUGGAUCUGCUGCUGUACCAGCUCUUGAACCUGGACCAGCUCCUGAACCUGGACCAGCAGCAGAGGACCCAUCAGAGCUGGAGACGGUUGAGGAGAAGAAAGUGUUCCAGGCGUUCAACAUCAAACCUCUCCGUCAGAAACUUCCUUCUCCUGCCGCUCUGGAGGAGCUGAAGAGGAAGCGUGAUGACCAGGAGGGAGGAGGCGCUGAUGACCAGGAGGGAGGAGGCGCUGAUGACCAGGAGGGUGAUGAAGAGGAAGAAACGACACCAGAUGGAGCGGAAACAGAACAAAAAGCCGAAGAAGAGUCAGAGGACAUGAAGAAGAAGUGUUGCAGCGAGGAAACUCACGAAGAAGAGAAGGAGAAAUCUAAACAGACGUGUUUGUGUCGCAGAGAAUCAUCGGCCUCCAGUGAGGACUCUGCCAUCUCUCCUGACAAGGUGAGGGGGGGGGGGGGGGGUCGUAUUACAUACCAGUAUACAGUACACGUAUAUAUUACUAGUGUCCCGUACAUGAGCUCUGUACCAGUGUCUCUUGUCCCGUACUCUUCAAGAAGUGCUACCCUGAGCCUUCCACUCACCACUUACUGUAUUCAUAUUAGUUUGUUUCUGUACGUCUGCUCUGUUUUAUGCUCUGAGAUGAUUGUUUAAAGGAGAUGCACUUAUGACUUCUGGUGACGAGUAGUUCUCUUGAAUGCCGAUGUUGAAUACACUUAUUGUAAGUCUCUUUGGAUAAAAGCGUCUGCUACAUGACUAAUGUAAUGUGCUCCGUGCUCCGUGUCCCGUGUCCCGU
This is a messenger RNA of Anarrhichthys ocellatus (wolf-eel), 1794 nucleotides long. RefSeq names its product zinc finger C3H1 domain-containing protein-like. The coding region runs from base 192 to 1652 and encodes 486 amino acids. Gene Ontology annotation, cellular component: exosome (RNase complex); nucleus. Lineage: Eukaryota; Metazoa; Chordata; Actinopteri; Perciformes; Anarhichadidae. The transcript has 3 exons. The record is from RefSeq and is a predicted model, not a curated record.